Messenger RNA from Lymnaea stagnalis (great pond snail), 18256 nucleotides. The record is from the annotation of a GenBank genome assembly. Lineage: Eukaryota; Metazoa; Mollusca; Gastropoda; Lymnaeidae.
GUUACAAGAGGCAUUAUUAUUGAAAUUAAAGAGUGUUUUGGUGUGUUUUUGUUUUGUUUACAUCGAGCAAGGUUAGCGCCUGCGCAGAGGCCCUUCAUCGGGUAUUUCUCAGCUGUUCUGCUCGGAGCACACAAAUUCAGGAAAUAUAAUGCUCCAUACAAGAAUGCAUUAAUAUAAGAAUAUACACAAUUUGUCUUGGUGCCAAACAUUUUGUGGAGAUAAAAUCGAUAUAUCCAAUUAUUUUUAUAAUUUAUACGUAGGGGCUGUUGUUUAAUUGGAAAAAAUUGUAGCUAUAACAAUAAAUUAUCCGAAUUUCUAUUCUCGAACAGCGUGUAUCUGCGUUAUGGGCAAAACAUCAAAUUUACACUCAAGAGGAGGGUUUAACAUGGCGACCAUCGCGCAAGAAACACAAAGGCUUGACAUUUCACAAAGAAUCGUUCGUCGCAUGGUGUGAACUGAGCGAAUUUACCAUAACGCACAUUUUUAAAAAGGAUUUUUCCACCAUACUGAAUCACUAUGUUGACUUAAUAGUGUAUAAUUUAACCAGCAGGAGGAAUAUCCUUUCCUCCUCAAUUGUGCGAUUUCACAUGAGUAGAAAUAGAAGUAUUAGAAGAGAAAGAAAGAAAAGAAAGAAAACAGCUGCAUGAUUUCGCGCGUGAAGCUCCUAGGCAUAUUCGAGCAAUUAAAGUGAAUAAAUUCACUUCAUUUAUAAGCAUCCAAAUCUUAGUUAGCACUAGUUCUGGUGUUGAGACAAAACAAGGCGUGAAUGUCAGCAGCUACUGUCACAAUCAGCAUUAUGCCUGUAAGACACCAUGGGCCCUGUGGUGUCAAUACUAACUGGAUAAGUAAGUCUUUUAAAAAGAGAGUUUUCAUGUUAUUUCGUUAGUAUUGUAAAGUCUUUUUCCAAUGUUUUUUGACUGAUUAAAAAUAUCAAACAUUUUUAGGACUAACAAUUUUUUUAAAAAAUUGAUUGUUAAAAGUCAAGGCCAAGAGCCAAAUAUUAAAUUGAUUAAUAAAUUAAUAUUAAAUUAAUAACUAGUACUAGUACUAGUAGGCCUAAGUUAGCAAGUCUAAGCCAUAUGCCUUAUUAUUUAAAUUCAGUUACUUAGUAUCAAGUUUGUUGAGACUUUUCUUACCAGUCAUCAUGACAUAUUUGUCCAUUGAUUUAAAUAUAUUAUAUGCUAAAUUAAUUUUGUUGUAAACUUUGUUGAAUGGCUGCACAUUAUUAUCCUUAUGUAUUAUUGUCUUUGCAAAGUGGUUGGCCCUUUGUUAGGUUUUCAGUCAGGUAUUGUGGUCCCAAAUGUCAAAUUGUUACAAUUGUAUACUUUUUAUUAAAAAGUGCCUGGCUACCAACCUAAUAGCUGUCAAUAAUUGGUGACGUAAUUCAAUUGUCAACUAAGUAAUUGUUUACUUCUAAUUUUGUUUGCUGACUAAUUAUAAAAAUUCUAUGAUGAGGGCAAGGGGCUACAACUGCAAUUGUUAUUUUAGGCUGUAGUUGUAGCCAUAUGACACAUGCCAUUGAUGUGCAUUUGAAUGAAUAUAUUUAUUAUUUAGAUAUAUUGCUUUGAUUUCUAAUGUAAUUAUUUGCUAUGUAGGCUUAAAAUGUAAUUGAGGGGCUGGCAAACUUUUACUGCUGUGCGCUGGAUUCAAGAAGCAUAGGAGCCAUAAAUGGUGAAAAGGGGGGGGGGGAUUUACCCAAAUCAUGGGGAAUUUAUUAUUUCACCAAAAAAGCAAAACAACCCAUAGAGACAUAGAGUAGUCUGAGAAGUAAAAACUCGAAUCAAAAAAUUAAAUUUCAUUUUUUAUGCUAUGUAGGCUUAAAAUGUAAUUGAGGGGCUGGCAAACUUUUACUGCUGUGCGCUGGAUUCAAGAAGCAUAGGAGCCAUAAAUGGUGAAAAGGGGGGGGGGAUUUACCCAAAUCAUGGGGAAUUUAUUAUUUCACCAAAAAAGCAAAACAACCCAUAGAGUCAUAGAGUAGUCUGAGUAGUGAAAACUCGAAUCAAAAAAUUAAAUUUCAUUUUUUUUUCCUUCUGUUUUUAUGAUUAUUUAAUUUUUUUUUUUUAAGGGGGCUUGAGCCAUUCAAAAUGUUGGCGUGAGCCACAAUUGGCUCACAAGACAUAGUUUUCCCACUCCUGAUGUAAUUGUAGAUGCUCGUGAUCCAUCCAUCCAUCCAUGUGGCGCUACAGUAUAAAGCUUUGGCCUGCGUCACUACUUCCUUCCACUCAGACGUAACUAAUGCCUUUCUCUUCCAUGCUUGGAUUCCCAGUUGUUGUAGAUCUUUAUCCACAUCCAUCCAUGUAAGCCUAGGUCUGCUUUUGAACCGUUUUCCUCUGUGGUUUUGAUCGUGAACCCUCUUCACUCCUCUCACAUUUGGCAAUUGUUAUUGUUAAAUGAAAAAAAAACCCUACCUUUUAAGUUAAAGAAAGCAGUGACAGAAUGUGAUAGACUUGAAAACCAGAGGUUUCAUCUCUAGGAACAGAUAUAGGAUUUUCUGGCAAUAUAUGCUUUUUUCUCACAAUAGUUUAAAAAAAAGUUUUAAAAAAAAUUAACUAUCAUUUUAAAAUAUAUUUUAAACCAGAACUGCAAUGGAUCUUGGGUUGACUCAGCCUCAAUUUGGCUGAAUCUAUUAACUUUUAAGUGCCAACAUGGCUUUGGAGCAAGCAUUUUGGGAGUGUUCAUCUUUAUGAUAUUACUUCUGGACCUCAACUCCAGAUAAUUAUUAUUUUUUUAGGGGGUUGUCUGGGAUAGGGGUCCUGAAGACAGUUGGGGAGAGAGUUAGGGGUAAUGGAUACAGUUAAGUGUGGAAAAUUUGUCUAUGCUAGGGUAGAGAUUCUGGUUCUGGUAUGGUACAUUGCUGAAUCCAUAUACUGGCAUAUGUGCAACGGUUGGGGUAACCUAACGGCUCCUAGCGGAUGCCAGGCCAACUUUGAAGCUCUUGAUUGGUGUUGACUCCACGGCAGCAUUGUCCAGGUGCUUCCAAGCGGUUAUUGUGCAUUGGAAAAAUGAUUGUUUAUAUCGGACUGUGCUACACUGAGGCAUAGUGAAGCAUUUAAUAACUUAAGGGGUUGUUAGAGAUGAAGUCAGUGUUCAGUGUUUAGUGAGCAUUUGGCUUUUGUGGGGUGAGAUACAUGUUUGCUGGGAUGGCCGGCACUAGCCCCAUGACCACUUUAUAUAGGAAUGUUAGGCGGAGCUUUUCUUGUCUGUCUUUGAGGGAGGUGAUGUCAAAUCUUUUUAAGAGGCCAGUUACGAAGCCAGGAGUGGUGGAUUUGUAGUCACAUGCGAUGAAGCGCACUGCUUGAGGUGGUCUGGUCAACAUCUUCUUGUUUUUUUUUUCCAAAUCAAUUGGGAAUUAUCCACACUGAUUACAUUUUAAAAAAUAUUUUAUAUCCACACUGAUUAGAUUUUAAAAAAUAUUUUAAAUAUAAGGGUAUAUGAAAUAAACCCUUAAUAAAAUAUUUUAAACAGAAUAAAUUAACAUUUUUCUUUGUUUACUAAUUAGAGUCUGGCACAAAACAAUUGCAAAGAAAACUAAAAUCAGCUGAUUAUGUAAACCAAAAAUUAAAAACAAAUAAAGCCAAAAAUCGAUUGGAAAAUAAAAAUAUCAUUCAAUAUUGUAAGAAUGUAACUGGCAUCCUUUUAAUUAAUUGCUCAAUAUAUUUGUUCAGAUUAUUUAGAAAUGUGUGGUUAAGUAGACUUUCAUUUUUUGAAAUGGGUCUUGUGGAGUUAUAGAAACAUCCACGUCUUCAUCCAUUUCAUAUUCCUGUGUUUCCCAAUCAUUCAUAUAAUCACUUAUCAAAGCAGCUAGCUCGAUUCUAGUGUCGAGAAAAGAACAAAAUGGUAGACAUAAACUCAUCUCGCUGCAUUCUUUUAAAAACAUUUUUUUUUUUAAAAUGUAUGAAAUAUUACAUUUGGAACUUAAAUUUUUAUAAAUCAAAUCCCUUUUCUCAUAAUAAUAAUAUUUUUUAAAAAAAACUAUAUCAAAAUUAAUAAAAAAAAAAGAUUAGCGAAAACACCAGAUUUUUCUUUAGUUGGAUUGCACAGAGUUAAUGAAGAGUUUCAUUAUCCAGUUCUUUGACUUUGAUUUCAAUGCACUCAGACCUUUUGACAGAUCUCAUUUUUUAACUUUCUAUUAAAUUAAUGAAGCCUUUAAAAUAUUUAACUUUAGUUUGUUUGGUAAUUAAUAAAUAUAUAUUUGUCAACUUCUUCUGUAUGAACAUCGUACAAAAAUGACUUAAAACGCACAGACAGUUUUUGGAUCUUUUGCACAUAAGACUAGCUGAGUGGCUUUGACAGGAGGUUGGCCAGUAGUUUGAUGGUUUUGCCACUUAUUAAUAUUAGAACAUUCACCUCUUUGAACAUUUUUAUUUAUUAAAACCUUACACUAUCUUGAAGCACAACUGACAGAUAUGUAAUAUUACUGUAUAUGUAACAAUAAUACAAAAGUUUAAAUUAUGAAAAAGGGCCCAUUGUCAUAAAAUGAAAUGGAAAACUCAUAAGACAAAGUUUAGGAAUAACAUUAAUUUAUUUGGAUACUGGUGAUGAUGCCUUAGGAGAACAACAUCUGUGCAUUGAAUGGGCAUUGUUUUACAUUUGUGAUGUACAGACCUUACAUUAACUAGAUAUAUUUCAAGAAUAAAAGUGUCUUCACUGUAUACAUUUGUUUUCAUAUAAAUAAAUUGUCUACACUUAAUGUGGUAAAAAAAAUUUUUUAAUGCAAUUUUUAUUUUUAAAGUAACCAAUAGAGCAUGAUGCAGACCUAUUAACUCUUAAGAUUUUGGCGUACAAUGUAUGAUUUUGAUAUAUAUUUUAUGAUUGUACACAAAGACCUGUCAAAACUAUAGUUUAGGAAAUGGGGUAAAAAUGUUUAAAGAAUAUAUUCCGGUGAUUUAAAAAUUAAAAAACACAACAAAAACCAAGUUUUCAGUUGUUAGUUUUAGCUCCUGGAUAGAGAAAUAUGAUUGGGUGGCGACUAUCCAUAAUAAUUAUAUUACUUAUGCACUGAGAGGGGGUUUUAGCUCCUGGAUAGAGAAAUAUGAUUGAGUGGCGACUAUCCAUAAUAAUUAUAUUACUUAUGCACUGAGAGGGGAAGGGUGGGGAUUUUGACGCAAGUGUACAUGGGAGGGGUAGGGGGAGGUGUCUAAAUAUUUUUGAAUGCUAUAAAAUAGCACCACCAUGCUUUGUAAUGAUCAACAUUGUUGCUUUGUGUUUUCACAAUGAACUCCUAGAUGCAGCAAUUAGAUUUAGCGUACUGGCACUAGUGAACAUUGGCCUUUGUUUGCUUGGAUGUGGAUGACAUAAUUUUGGGAGAUACUUAUCUCGUUCUUUAGCUGAACGGGGCUAAUUCAAAAAGGGAGAAGAAAACUAUGGAUUUAAAAAAAAUGAAUUAUCAACUGCAGCCAUAGAUUUUUGACAUACUUUAUAAGAUCUAUUAUUAAGCAGCCUUUAAAAUCUAUGAAUUAGAAGUCACUAAGCAACUGUCCAAUUUUAAUAAACCAGCACUCCCCUUCUCCCAAUACAGCUUGUUUUGGUUAUGAAAGGAGGGGUGGGCAACCCAUCGGGGGGGGCCGGCCAAGUUCAAUAUUGUGACCUGCCUGAUGUAUCACAAAUGAACUUAUUUCUUUCUUCAAUUAGCGAUUAUUUUAAUUUUUAGCAUAAAGGCACAUUUGAAUUGUAUAUACAUCAUUUUUUGGAGACGUACACACCCCUUUUUUUGACUGAUUGAAAUAAGUAAUAAAUUACAAAACAAUUUACCAUUUUUUGGUAAUGACUAAAGUAAAAGGGAUUUAUAUAAAUCUGAGUAAGGGGAAUCUAGUAUUAAGUAUUGUUUAUCAGCACAUGUGAAGAUGACUAAGGCUUUGAAUUGAGUAGUAGAUAUGAUUUGGGCUGUAUUUUGUUUAAAUUCAGGGAGAGUUGCUCAUUUCGUUAGCAUCACCCUCUAGUCCUGCCUAUUUGCUUCAAUGGCAAGACUUUGUCAAAACGACUAAAAAUAGAUCAGGAUGCAGUACCAGCAGUGUUUUUUAUUUUGGGUUUCGCUUUGCUCUUUGUGCGUUCCAUGGAGGCAGGAGUUGCUAAAAUUUUCAUAAUGUCAAUGUCAUACCACAUACAAGACUCCAUUCCGGGUUUCAAUUCAGUGUUUUCCUUCUCUUGGAUAUUCAAGGUUAAGGAGUCCCAUUCCCUCUGGGUGUUUUGGUGUUUUUGUUUGUCUUUGCCCUUUGAUUGGGAUUGAACUCCAGUGUUACGCACUGCCUUCUAUUGUGAGAAAUUGAUCUCUUGUUUUCAGUUAUGGCUCGUUCAAACAGUGCCUAACAAAGGACGAUAUCUUAGAUAAAUGCAAUAAAACUGAUACGACAUCCAUAACAGUACCAAUUACAAUUAAUAAUAUUUAAUUUAGUAAUAAUACAAUUACAAAAGAAAUAUAAUUACAAAUCAUCAACUUACAGAGUAAGUGAAAAUCUUGUAUCGGUACACAGUUAUUAGUACAAAGUGCCAAUUAAUAAUGAUGAAUACGAAAUAAACACAUAUGAGCACACAAAGAAUAAUACAAUUGUCUCGUAAAGUUAAUAAUAUCUAAUCUGAAUCUCCGUCUCUCUCUCUCUCUGUGCCUGUCAGUCCCUUAUAUAUGUGGGUCUAACCGAUACGUCUAGAAACGCCCUUACUUUUCUAAUACAAUCGAGAACGUUCCAAAAGAUACUAGUAGACUUACUAACCAUGUUUAAUUGGAAGUCGGUAGUAAACACGAUGCAUCAAAGAGAUAAGCCACGCCCAUCUAUGUACGUAGCGUGUGCUAGGAAUCUAAUUUGGGUCAAGCAAAGUUCACGCACUGGGAAAAGUUUCCUACAUAACAUCCGGUUUACUUGGGAUUGACUAAUUUUAGACUGCUCGGCCACCCAGCACCUCUGGGGAACCUCAUUUUCCCACAAGCAUUACGAUUAAGUGAAGAAUGAUGCAAAAUUAUUUUCAGGUAUGCGCUUAAUUUCAUCCCUACGUUUUGAAGUUAAAAAAGUGCCCCUUGUCUUUGUGAAGUAAAUGAGAUUUUAUAGUUUAAUUCACCAUUAAUGUCCUUUCUAAAUAGGACUUUGGCCCCCCUGAUUUGGGCUCUGCCCGAGGGCAACAAGCACCAAGGACGAUGCAUCAUAUAUUCUGGGAACCACUGGGCUCGCCGAAAAGCGAUCCAUGAAAACCCAUGAAACCUUUUUGUUCACUGUAACAUCAUAAAAAUAUAAAAAUUAUUGGAGUUUGCUGGGUAGUUGUUUUUUUUCUUUUUGGGUGGGUGGGGGGGGGGGGGGGGGUGUUGAAAGCUCAUUCUAUGUCCACAGAGGUCUCAUAAAAGGGGGAAGGAGGGGGAUGUUUUAAAAUUUGAAUUUUUUGUAUACACACUAUAUAGCUGGCACCUCACCAUGUUUAUUUGCUUCUGUGCUGUAUGGGGUAAUUUUGUGACAUAAUUAUUUCUUACAUAUGAACAGCAGCGAUGGCAGAAACAGAUAAAACUAGAGAAUGCAUUCUCAACUGUUCCACUCAACAACAUUAGAUUUUGACAUGUUAUAGGAUCUGAGAGGGCUUUUGAUAUAUAUUUUUAACCUCCCUCUUCCUUUCACCCAUUUACAGCUUGUGGUAGUUAUCUGUAAUAUGUUAAUGUUAAAUAAACAUAUUGGAUAUUGAUUCUUGGUUGUUGUUUUUUUCUGUUUGUUUGAUCAGCUUUUCCUUAAAAAUAAAUCUUAACUUACUUGGAAAGUUGUUUUUUUUAAAUGAUCCCCUAAUUUAAUCAGUUCUUAUUGUAGUGAAUUUUAUAUUUUGCUGAUCUGAGUUCCAGUUUGAACCACAUUAAAGAUCACUUUAUUUUUACAAGUGUAAUAAUGUGGUCUGCACAUUCACCUAAAUAUAAUUGAUAUCUAUAGCAGAUGCACAUCUACAAAACAAAGGGACCGCAGAUUGCAAUAUGAACGUCAAUCAUCUACUUUUGAUAGUUACCUUUUUAACAUUAGUUCCUCUCUAACCCACUAGACGUGAUGCGAGUAGUCAUUGUAUUCAUUAUAUAUAAUAUAUGUUUAUUUUUGUUUACUUUUAAGAAAGUAUAGUGUACGAUUUUGAGACGAUAUUGUACGAAUUUAGAAGUUUGGGGGUAUACAUGCCUGUUGUACUAUUAUGUGAGUUUCACUGUAACCAGGUCUGAUGAUGAAAUCUUUAAGUUAAAUUAAUCAUGCAUUUAGGAGGUAAUCUGUAUAAAAAAAUAACAGUUUAAAUUGUAAGCCCAAAAUCAGACAUGCAUCAAAAUAAGGUGGAAAGCGGGAGGGGCAAUGGUGAAAACAAGAAAACUGAUUGAGAAAAAAAUAUUUAAAUGCUCUUGUAAGGAAUUGACAAUUUUUUUUACUGGUGCCAUUCAUAGCUGAUCAUUAGAUCUCACACAAGCUCCAAUCACUCUACUUUAUUUAAUUUACCACCACAUUGAAAUAAACACAUUUACGAGAAUUGUGUAGGCUAAUGUGAUCUCUUGAAACAAAAAGAGCUAAAAGCAUUCUUCAACAUGGAGAGUAUAUGCACAUCCUUAUCAAAUUUGGUACCGGUAAUGAUGAAAACAAAAAUGUUGAAUGUUCAAUAAUGAAUCAAAUCAUUUAAAGUUUGCCCUGUUCUCACCCCAGUGAGUGAUGUUUACACAGGGGUGCUCCCAGUGGGCUUAUGCUCUAUUGAUUUGGUCUUUUGAACUGGCCAAGGCUGUCUCUAUGCAGAAUAAUGAAUUUUGUGCUUUUUGGAUUAAUGAUUACUUCCUCUAAAAUUCUUUUUACUCAAGUGCAACUCAGAAAGAAAACCAACGACAUUGCAUGAACAUCAAUAGAUACUAAAUGGUGGAACAAGAUAUGUUUAGGUUUGGGACAAAAAAGGACAGGACAAGUAAACUAACUUUUGACUAAAUUAAUGCUCUCAUCAGCAGACAAUAGAAAAUAAGAAAUAACAAAUUAUUUGAAAUUAAAAAACUUUGUAUCCAGAUCUCAAUAUAGCUCUGUUAGUCUCUGUGUUGAAACUGAAAAGCCUAAUUGUAUCUUGUUCCACUAUUUAUUUGUUUCACUCCAGUUCUUCGCCCCAUUCUCAUGUACUUGAAAGCAUUAUAUAUGAGGGACUGCUUUAAAGCUAUCUAGAUUUAUAUCUAACAUCUGGGUAGCGCUAUUUAUCUUUCAAAGCCGAUUCCCCGACUUAUGUGUCAGAAAAGGUUGAUGUUGGUGCAACCCUAGUAUUGAGUUCACAGGUUUUUUGUUGGAGCAUAUUUCUUAUUUUGUUAACAAUCUAAAAAUUCUUCAACUGUUUGACGUUAUUUUAUUGCUGCUCAGGUUUUUGGUACGAAUAUUGGAAAACUUUGCAAUACCAGUAGUUAUAAAUCAUGUUAAUCUUACUUGAAAAUGUGAAGAAAUUAUUUGGAGUUGAAGAGAAGCUUAUUACUAUUGCAAAAAUAAAAAAUUAGUUAUUCUGGUGGGUGGCAUUGAAGCUUCAAAGCUUUAACAUUAAACACAAUGAGAGUUUUUUUAAAGAGAUUUGUUAUGAAUAUUGGAUAAUGUAUAUGGGGAACGAUUAUUCAUUAUUAGAACAAUUUACAUGCACAAGACGUUCAUCAGCUUGGUACUUGUUUCAUUAGCAGUUGAAAGAGUUUGAAUCAAACUAAUAUAUUUUUGUGAGUGUUGGCGGCAGAAUGUCCGAGUGUUACAUGGCAGAAUGUUUGUGUUACAUAGCAGAAUGUGGGUGUUUCAUGGCCUUUGCUCCGAAAGUUGAUUGUUCAGCAUUCGUCACGCACCAUCUUCAGGGGUCGGACUCGGCAAAGUAAGGCGGAUUAAGUUGUUGGGGAGGACCUGGGGCUGGAGUAGAAAAACCUCAGUACUACAGAAGUUGGCAGAGAGCUCAGUACCACAGAAGUUGGCAGAGAGCUCAGUACCACAGAAGUUUGAUAACAGCAAAUAAAAGGUCUUAGGGUUUUAACAUCUUGAGUAUUUGUCAAUGUGAGAAUGGGGUUUUACAUAAUUUAAUUUCAUGUUUUUGAAAGUUAUGUACUUGGGCUCUGCAUUCAAAUUUUUUACUGUCUCAUGUGAUCUGAUUAAGUAUCAUGCCAAGGUAGACAAUCUUAUUGCAGUUAACAUGUGGCGUGCGGACACAAGCGGUAACAUUUUUUAGAAAGUCCUGCUGCAUGUUUAUUAUUAAGUUUUGAAAAGUAAUUUGCUUUAUUUUAUUGCUGGUUUAUUCUACUUUGCCUAUAUUAUUAAAUGUACAACUAUAAAUCGAUAAAUCAUUUUUUAAAAAGGGGUAAGAAUCAUUCUUUUUUUUUCUUUUGUUUUCUUUUUAUAAAGUUCUAUUUGAACUUGUGACCCUGAUACAUUUUUUUGUUUCCUGAUCCAGGCAUUAUGAAUAUGCCAAACCAAGGUGCACGCCAAGUAUUUCUCUAUGAUCACGGUCGUCCUCACUGGUCACAAGGUGGUCCCCUAUUUUACGAUCGCCGUGUCCCACCUCCACCUCCGCAGAUGGGCAACUUUCCUAACCCUCAAAUACAGGGGCCCUCCCCGCAGUGGGUGAGAGGCCCGUUUGUUGGGGGCCCGGGUCAGGGUCAGAACCAGCAGCAAUUUGACGGAUUCGGCAUCAUACCAUGGGGUAAUCAAGGAAACUUCAAUAACUACAACAGGUAAUUCACACCCAGAUUUUUUUUUCUCCUGUAACAAGUGGUGGUGUAAAUGGUGAGCCAGAUUUGUUUUUGUCAUGUGUAACACAACUACUCUGACAUGGCGUGGGAUCUUAUUUCUUAUGCUGUGGGUUAUGUCAGUAGCACGGUUACUUGUUUUAAGUUAGUAAUUCAGAAUGCCGGCUAAGACUUCAUCGUUCUUCCUCGUAUUAUCCAGGCACAUAAAUAAGAAUACUGAAUCCUGGUUAAACUGACAGUACUUUAUUAAAUCACAGUUUACACAGAUAAUAUUAAUAAUAAUCCUGCAUGAAUGUAAUCAUUUCACAUAUAUAUAUAUAUAAUAUUCCAUCACUCAGAAAGACACGUCCUCACACUGCUAUAACUCAGCUCAACUGUACUACAUCUCAACUCUAACUCAACUCCGACUAACUCUGACUCUCCUUGCGCUCAGCUCUCCUUAUCUCAGUCAACUCAUACUUUAUUACCAGCAAAGCGUGGAAAACAACCGCUCUGACAAAAACAUAAUUUUACUCUCCAAAAACGUGGAGCUCACAUUGUCCUCUCAAAAUACAUGGUCAAAACAAUUCACUGUUCACUCAUGCUACCUCUCUGUUUUCAUGUGAAAACAUUGUCCGUUACAUCAUGUAACAAGUGAUGGUGUAAAUGGAGAGCCAGAUUUAUUUUGUCAUGUGACAAGUGGUGGUGUAAAUGGAGAGCCAGAUUUGUUUUUGUCAUGUAACAAGUGGUGGUGUAAAUGGAGAGCCAGAUUUGUUUUUGUCAGGUGACAAGUGGUGGCGUAAAUGGACAUUAUAACGUGUAUGAUCCAGUAAGCCUGGCUUUGUUCAACAAUAAUGAAACAUACUUUGUGAUGGAUUUUUCUUGAUUAUAAUAAUUAUUAUUUUUGAACAUAAUGACAAGGGCUGUUGUAUCUUUUAGGCACAAUAACAAUCGCCACCAGGGGAGAAAUGGUGCAGGUGGAGGAGCACCGCGAAACAACCGAAUGCUGGCCAUCAAUGCACGGAAUAAUCACCGCCAGCAAAACAUCAACAACAACGACCAGGAGGUAAGGAGCCUUUAUUUGAAUGAAGACGGUGUCAAUGAUAAGCUGCAGCAAGUUUGUUUUGGUAGUCCAGUGUUAAACUUUCAAUCUGGAACAGACCAAAUCUUUAAGUUUUCACAGUUCAACACAAAGUGUGCACAAAGUACUACAGGAAACCAAUGGGAAAAUAAACUGACCGGACUGUGCUAAUAUGACACAUAUCUUCUAGUUCAGAUUAAUUAAAAAUUUGCUGGAUUGUGUUGACCACUAACUUUUUAGUUUUUAAAAGCAAAAUUUGGUUUUAAGAUCACCAUUUUUACAUUGUUCCAGGUGCGGUAUUUGUGCUUCAAAUGUGGUGACUACCUGCAAAAUUCUCCUGAGUCUGGUGUGCACCUCUGUGAUGCUGGUGGUCAAAAUAAUGAAAAUCGCCUAAAUCAACACCAACAUCAGAACAAUGGGGGAGGGAAUGAGUUGCAUCACUAUCACAAUGAAGACCUGCAGGCCAGGCUCAGUAAGUGUGUGUUUAGAAACUGCUUGAAAUCAAAAACAUCAUCUUCAGUGAUUGGAGAGUAGCAUGGGUUACUUGUACAUUCUGAAAGGGUUUCACGGUGGCUUGUUGAGAAACACACUUUACCUUUGUGCCAGUAUUUAGUUUGCUAUAGAGUUGAUAAAAUAUCAAUUUUGUGUGUGGCUAAAAUGACACUUAGAUUUGUAAAAUUUAGUUUGGGUACUAAUUUCUGCAAUUGUUUGAUUUCAACGGUACAUGGAACUAUUUUUUUUUUUUUUUUUUUUUGAAUGUCAAAAAGAUUAUAUUAAUCAUUAAAUAAUUGGUCACUACCAGAGCCUUUUUCAAAUACCUUUUGCGAGUAUGUUUCUUACGUUCAUCCCUAUAAUUUUUUGUUUUUUUUGUUUUUAAUGGUACAUGGAUUUUUUUUUUUUUUUUUUUUUUUUUUGAAUGUCAAAAAGAUUAUAUUAAUCAUUAAAUAAUUGGUCACUACCAGAGCCUUCUUCAAAUACCUUUUGCGAGUAUGUUUCUUACGUUCAUCCCUAUAACAUUCCAUACUUUGAACUGUUCAUUGUCAUGAGCCAAUUUUGAUUGAUUUUUCAGAAGCUUUUCUGGAGGAGGCGAAGGUGGCGGUCAGCUCAGAUGUUAAACUGUCCCAGGAGGAUGUCCACAAAGUGUGUUUAGAAAGGGCAGAAAAGUUCCUGUCUCUUUACAGCCAGGUAAGAACAGAACAAACACAGUGGAACUACUAACUUACUAUUAUUCCUACUCUCUGGAGUAUGGGGAUGAAUAACUUAGCACUUUGGAUGAUUUGGGCUACGUGAACAGCAGAUUUUUAACAUUGCUAAAGGCUGAAGAUUUAAUGAUUAAAGAAAAGUUUCAAAAUCCGCUGAUUACUAUUUGUGGCACUUUUGAGUAGCAUCCCUUUCAAAGUUUAAACAAAGAUCACAGAUGUGGAACAUAAGUCAUGCUUUUUUUAGUUCUAUCAAUUUCUAAGUUAUUUAGAAAUCCAAUAAAGUUAGAUCUAAAUGAAAAUAUAAUAUAUCAUUAAAAUGUUCAGUACUUGCCAAGACAGGGCGGUUAUCCACAGAAGUUGAUAGAAACAGUGGAUUGGAUCUGUUUGUGAUCAGUGGGAUAGCUAGCAUUUGUGAUCCUGAACAUCUAGUUGAGCUUGACAUGUUUUUGUAUAAUGACCUGUAAUGACUACUUCUGUGAUGAAACUUCUGUAAUGACUGAUUCCCACAGCUCCAGAGUGAACAAGCAUCUUUGCAGCAACAGCAAGAGUCACUGGAGGCCCAAAAGAAAGAGCUUGAGCAGCGGGAUAGAGAGCUAGCAGCGUUACAAACACGCCUAGAAGAGGACCGCAGCAAAUUGGUUAGAGAUUGUAAAAAGGAAAGGGAGGAAAUCGCUCGGAAGUGGCAAGAGUUGAAAGAUGAAAUUUCUCGAAUGGAGGAAAUGCACACAAUGCAAAAGGUUUUUAAUCUUUUUUAAAAAUCUGGGACAAAAAGGCAUACCAUAUAUCUGCUCUAUCCAUCAUAGUUAUCCAUUUUGUCAUGUUCUUGUCUUAUGGAGCAGCUUUCUUGUUAAGCCAUUCAACUAUAGAAAUGUGUCAAUCUCAUAAUUGGUCUAUAAAGAGAGCUAAAAGCUGAGUAGGAUUGGAAUUUUCUUAAAAAACAAUAUAGGAGAGUUUUUGUCCACAAGAAAGAAAUGUAAAUAUUUGUUAAAAAAUGAAUUAAAUAGUUGUGUUCAUAUCUGGUAUAUUGGCAUUUCUCUACAAAUGCCAAUGGUACAAUUGUCAAAAGCCUGACCAUGUUCCAGUGGUUAAGAGUCUGUUGUCAGUUUUAUGCAAGUUGCUGAACUGAUAUGGAAUUAAAAAAUGUCAGGCCCAUUAGGUUAAAAUGUAGUUAUUAAGCUUUAAAAAUAAGUAGAAGAAACUGUUGAACCUAAUGUUAAAAAGUCUUCAUUGGCAAAGCGGUGGUGGGAAAUAUUUCAUUGUCAUCGUUCACCUUAAUAACACAAAAGCAAUUUGUUUCUUGUAAAAUUUGGUUUGCCUCAUGCAAGCAAUGUUCAAUGGUAAUAAAAUGUAUAUAGCCCAAUAAAAGUUAAUGUUCUUUGAUCCCCAGGGUCGUAUACGCCUCGAUGUGGGUGGCAGUGUCUUCACUACAUCACGUUUGACUCUGACACGGGAUGCCGACUCCAUGUUGGCGGCCAUGUUCAGCGGCAGACACCAUGUAACACAGGAAGCUGAUGGCACAGUGUUCAUUGAUCGUGACGGCACACAUUUCAGGUUUGACUUUGUUAUAAAUUCCUCACAAUAGUAGAUUUGAGGAAAAGAUUAACAGUAGCCAAAUUCAGCAGGCUGGCUUUUAGCGCCCGGUCUUUUCUACAGUUAACAGGAUCAUCAAUAAAGUUGUUAGCAAAUCUCUCAGAGAUCUUUGACUUCCCUACUCUUCCUCUUAAACAAAAGUUGGAAAUAGUUUACAUAAAGCACACUGCCGGCACACAAGUAUUAUGAAAAGAAAUGGUGUAUUUGACCCAAAAUAGUCAUUUAAGAAAUAUAUGAUAAAAAUUGUCUGUGUCCUACACUUCGUUGUUUUGAUGUCCACAGGCAUAAUUUGGGUAAUUAACUCGGCAUAAUUUGGGUAAUUAACUCGGCAUAAUUCACAAAGGGGAAAUCAAAGCACCUCAUUUCUUUAAUGUGUUCUUGCAUCUAGACUAGGACAAACCCUUGAGUAACACAUUUGCGAGUGUGUGGGAAAGCUAAAUUAAUAUAAAUACUUUUCAAGAAAUAAUUGAACUCUGUAAGAAAAAAAAAAAUUAUAAAGGAAAGCUUAGGCAACGGUUUGUCAGUCAUGGGUCAAGCAUGCUGAUUGUCAGGCAUUCAAAUGUCCACACUUGUUCCUCCCACCUGUGGCAAAAAUAGGCUCACCAUGGAUUCUAACCAAAGCUAAAAAAAUAUCCUAAAGUCAGUUAUACUUUUUAAAAAAAUGAAACAGUUUUGUAAUUCACUCAACAAAAAAAAUUAUGGCAUAUUCCCCUCGACUUUAUAGUUAUAGUUAUAGUUAACUGACUAUUUUAGUCUUAUGUAUGUUUCCUGCCUCUACAGAUUUACAUUUUUAGGCAUUCUGAAACACCUUUGUUUAUACAGGUACAUCUUGAAUUAUCUACGAGAUGGGGGAGUUAAUCAAGAUGGCUUACCUCGUGAUCGCCAGGUGCUCAAGGAACUCAGGAAUGAGGCAGUCUAUUUCCAGCUCAAUGGACUGGUCCAAACCAUUGAAAAAUACUUGUAGAAGUAGCCCCCAAGAGUUGAAGUGUUGUUUGUCUAGAAGGGAAAAGCUCGCCUCGUGUUAGCCACAGUUGUUGUCAGCAUCUGCCGAGUCGGUUCCAGGCACUGAUUCAUUUUGUACUUGAUGUAUCAAUAUUUGAGCACUGUGCUUCACUAAUAUGAUCCAGUUGGUUUGCUAGUGUGCUGAUGGACUUGCCUACUUCUAUGAUUCUAACUUUGAUCUCCUUGUUGUCUUGGUCCUAAGAAUAGCUCUUGUAUGCAAUGUUGUUUUUUUUUUUACAAGCGUUUCGUAACAUCACCAUAGGUUGUAAUUUUUUCGAAUUGAUAAUUCUUACUAUAUAUUUUAGUUUUAAAAUGGCAGCAGGAUUCUGACUGCUAUUUAGUUUUAAUAAGUUUCAUACUUUUAAAGAAACGUGCAAAUGCCAUGAGGCUCACAAAGAACAAAAACAAUAAAGAGACGUGUGUAGUAUGUAACCAACACAAUACCUAAUGAUUUGAUUACAACAAAAGUUGGCAGUCACAUGAAUGUUAGUACACACCAAAAAUGAUCAAGACCUUUUAUUCCAGUUUCCAUCAAAUUUGUAACAUGAAUAUUUAAUAUAAGGUGUCUUGAGAAACAUCUGUAAAAUGAGGAAAUCCCCGCUCAAGUUAUUGUGCAAACCAUGACAACAUGGGUGUGUCUGUAAACAGACUGUGGUCCUCCAAUAUAUCUGACUUAACCAGAUGAUUCCUUUAGAAAUUUGAUUUGAAAAAAAAAGACUUUUUAUAUUUAAAAAAAUUUUCUCUGCCUUUUCGCAGUUUUGUUAGAUAAUGUUUUACUCACUAAGUUCUUAAAUUUUACAAAAUGGCUUUCCUAGUGAUGUUUUUACUUGUGAUUUAAUGAGCAUUUCUUAAAUGUGUUUAAUAUUCUUGGUGUUCCAAUAUAUCUUAUAGUCUCUUUUGUUUCAAGUCAUACAAUAUUGUUUGGGCUCUUGAUUUUAUCCACUGGUUUGGGACAUCAUGUUUUAAUAUUUAUCAAGUUUCUUACAAUCUUAAAUAUCCUCAAUCUCACAGGAGUUUUUUAACAGAGGUACAAUUAACAAGUUUUAAUUUUUCAUUUCUUUCAAACUGAAUGGAAUAUUAUUUUUAAAUAGCAAUAUAUAUAUAUUUUUAGAGCCAUUUUCAGGUCACCUUCAUUAAGAAACAAAAUUGUCAGAUGUUUUAACAUGGCUGUUUGGGUAGAGACAGCUGAUAAGAUGCUGCUAGGCUCUGCUAUUUUAACUUUGAUUAGUUUGAAAUGCACACACUCGCCACACACCCUAUUGCAGCUGUUUGAGAAUGUUGUAAAUCCUUUCCUAAACCAUAAAUGCUCUCCGUGUUUGACCCAUGAAGCAGGGAAGGUAAAAAGCAAAUAACUUCAAAUCUCUAGUUAGUGUAAAAUGUAUUUAAAAAUAAAUAACGCCCAGUACACGUUUGUCCUUGUGCACUUUUAUCAUGACUCCUAACGUUCACGAAAUAGACUCAACCAGAUUUUUGAAGUGUAGACCAAAGUCUGUGCAGAUGUUGCAUGCAGACAAAUGUGGUGAUGGUGGUGUAUGUCCAAAUAAAGUAGCUCAUUAGUUUCUUCUCUUCUGUACACGUGAUGACUUUGGUCAGGGAUCAUUAAAUCUUCAUUUUGUUAUUCUCUUCUUUAAUCCUUACAGCAUGGAAUUUUUAAAUGAGCCUUGCAUGGCCUUGUGUCAAGUUUUUCUGCCUUCAACUUGCAGAGAGACUUCACAUGACUGCUGUCACCUUUGCUUCUAGAAAUGUAAAACAUUUUCUUUCAUUUUGUAUUAAUUGCAAUGAUUGAUUUAAUUCCUUUUAAGACAAAGUGAAUAUCGUCUAAUAUUUUUUUUGUUCUUGUUGUCAAGUAGAUGCCUUAAAUUAGAAGCUUGCUUCAACUAAUGAUAUUUAUUUAUUCCACAAUUUGAGCGUCACCUUGUUAAACCAAUUCAAGACAUUUAUAACUAUGUAUAAUGACUUGCAAGAUAUUUCAUUUGUCUAGUUGCCUUGUACAGUUGUGUGCGAGUUCGACCGGCAGUUUUACUCCUGUGAAGAUCUAGUGUGCCGUACUCUAUAUAACAUUGAUCACUGUACCCUCCUGUAUUUUGUUCUCUGGUUAAAUUCCCAGAGGAGCACAUUUCAAGUCUUGUCUACCAUUUGCUUGCUGUUAGCUAGAGUGCUUUUGGUGAGGUUUUUUUUUUUCCGUAUUUAGCUGUGAUACGUUUUUUUUUCUUUCAUCUCAAUUAUAGGCCAUGAUCUUUUUUGUUAAACUAUUUUAUUUGGUAUUGUUUACAUGAACAAAUUAUUCCUUGAUCAUCCCCCCCUUCCCUCCCUUACCCUCUCUCUCCCACCUCCACAGUGUUUUCACUUUAAUGCAAAGUGUAAUUUGAUAACAGUUAUUUGGCCUUCAACAGAAUUGAGAUUUUCAAUAGAAACAUUUGGAAGGUUAAUUUGUGGUUUUUUAAACAGCCUAAAUUCAACACAGUGUCAUUUAUCAAGAGGCUUCUGCCAAUGUGAUUAUCAUCAUGCCUAUCUUAAUAAUCUGGGCAUUCAAUUAAUAAUCUGGGCAUUCAAUUUAUUGUAAGAUCCAUUCCCAUUUCUGUAAAAUUCUGCUCAAGGCAGUUCAUUUGAUAAUUUUUUAAUGAUCACCAACUAUUGGCAGAAUUUUGUGUGUAUCUCUAGUACCGGUACCUUUCCAAAUGUCUCAAUUCUUCAAGCACCAUUUAACAGUAAACUAUUUUUAUAUCCAGUUAU